This is a messenger RNA of Hemiscyllium ocellatum (epaulette shark), 2410 nucleotides long. Its product is annotated as gastrula zinc finger protein XlCGF26.1-like. The record is from RefSeq and is a predicted model, not a curated record. Lineage: Eukaryota; Metazoa; Chordata; Chondrichthyes; Orectolobiformes; Hemiscylliidae. Gene Ontology annotation, biological process: negative regulation of transcription by RNA polymerase II. Bases 498 to 2207 code for a protein of 569 amino acids. Gene Ontology annotation, molecular function: DNA-binding transcription repressor activity, RNA polymerase II-specific. The transcript is spliced from 4 exons.
CGCCAAUGGGGCGGGUGUUAUAGGGCCGAGGGUCUCCCUCCACCCAAUCACAGAGGAUGGGGUUCUGGGCAGCUCGCGCCAAGCUGGAUCUAACAAAGAAAUGCUGGAGAAACUCGAAACGUUCACCCUGUCCAUUCUCCAGGGAGGAUGCUGGGCUGGUGUGUACAGGAGCUUCCACGCUGAGGAGGGUAUCAGAAGGGGGCAGAUUUGCAGACGAGAAAUGCAAAAGCAUCAUCAUUUCGAUAACAGACACUCGAUUCAUCAGGACCUGAAUAUCACUGCACGUUUAAAGGGAGAUGGAAAAAUAUUUUCAAUAUCGGUGUGACUGGAAAAAAUCACUUGUGAACACACCCUAGUGAGACAUACAAGUGAACUGACUGUGGAAAGAGCUUUAACCAGGUAAAAGGCAUCACAUCAUUUACAGUGGGAAAAACUGUGUUUGUGAACAAUCGUACAACCAAUGUUCAGACAUGGAGAAAUAAGAGGAUAGCAGAACAAUGAAGAAACCAUGGAAAUGUGGGGACUGUGGGAAAGGAUUCAAGCAGCCGUCUCUGCUGGAAAUCCAUCGGCGCAGUCACACCGGGGAGAGGCCAUUCACCUGCUUCGAGUGUGGGAAGGGAUUUGCUGCUGCCUGCAAUCUUCAGACACACCAGCGGCUUCACACUGGGGAGAGGCCGUUCGUCUGCUCGGACUGCGGGAAGGCAUUCAGUGAUUCGUCCAGUCUGCGCAAGCACCAGCGCGUCCACACCGGGGAGAGACCAUUCACCUGCACGGAGUGUGGGAAGGGGUUCAUUGAUUCAUCUAACCUCUUAACGCACCAGCGGCGCAGCCACACCGCAGAGAGGCCGUUCGCCUGCUCUGAUUGCGGCAAGGGAUUUGGUGAUUCGUCGUCCCUGCUGACCCACCAGCGGGUUCACACCGGGGAGAGGCCGUUCGCCUGCUCCGAGUGCGGGAAGGGGUUCGGUGACGCAUCCACCCUGAGGAAGCACCGGCGUGUUCACACCGGGGAGAGGCCGUUCACCUGCCCCGAGUGCGGGAAGGGGUUCACGCAGUCCACGCACCUGUUGACACACCAGCGGGGUCACACCGGCGAGAAACCGUUCGCCUGCUCAGUGUGCGAGAAGAGAUUCACCCGGUCAUCCACCCUGCAGACGCACCAGCGAGUUCACAACGGAAAGAAGCCAUGGAAAUGUGUGGACUGUGGAAAGGGGUUUAAUUAUCCAUCCCAACUGGAAUCUCAUCGACGCAGUCACACCGGGGAGAGGCCAUUCACCUGCUCUGAGUGUGGCAAAGGGUUCAAUGAUUCAUCCAGCCUGCAGACGCACCAGCGGGUCCACACCGGCGAGAGGCCGUUCAUCUGCUCGGUGUGUGGGAAAGGAUUCACAGAUUCAUCUAACCUGCAGAGGCACCGGCGUACUCACACCGGGGAGAGGCCGUUCACCUGCUGUGAGUGCGGGAAGGGCUUCGGUGAUUCGUCCAGCCUGCUGACCCACCAGCGGGUCCACACCGGGGAGAGGCCGUUCAUCUGCUCCGAGUGCGGCAAGGGCUUCGCGCAGUCAGCGAACCUGCUGGCCCACCAGCGGGUCCACACCGGCGAGAGGCCGUUCACCUGCCCCGUGUGCGGGAAGGGCUUCAGCCAGUCAUCCAACCUGCUCACCCACCAGCGACUUCACACCGGGGAGAGGCCCUUCAGCUGCUCCAUGUGCGGGGAGGGAUUCGACGACUCGGCUGCCCUCCAGAGCCACUGGCAGGUUCAUUCCGGGGAGAGGCCGUUCACCUGCGCGGAGUGCGGCAAGGCCUUCGCUCACUCCUCCCACCUGCUGAAGCACCAGCGCAGUCACACCGGGGAGAGGCCCUUCACCUGCUCUGACUGCGGGAAGGGCUUCACCCAGCUCUCCAACCUGCUGACCCACGGGCGCACCCACACCGGGGAGAGGCCGUUCACCUGCUCUGACUGCGGGAAGGGCUUCACUCAGCUCUCCAGCCUGCUGACCCACAGGCGCACCCACACCGGGGAGAGGCCGUUUGCCUGCACGGUGUGCGGGAACGGUUUCAGCGAUUCGUCCACCCUGCGCAAACACCGCCUGGUGCACACCGGGGAGAAGCCCUUCACCUGCACCCUGUGUGGGAAGGGGUUCACCUCUUCCUCCAACCUCCUCAGGCACCAGAGCGGUCACACCAACGAGAGACCCCUGCAAGCACACUGACUUGGGCUGGCGCCCCGAUGGCACUGAAGGGCCGAGGGGGGAGAGGGCAUUACGGCUGCUUCCGCAGCACCAAGAGAUUUGGGUAGUGUGUACGCACCAGCGAGUUCACAAGAGAUUCAAGGAUCCAAUUCUGACAUUCAGGACUGAACCAUGUCCGUUCUGAUUGCUGGGGUCUCUGUUUCCACUGACGAUAAUAAGUGAGC